Schistocerca serialis cubense is the source of this 1466-nucleotide messenger RNA. Its product is annotated as RNA-binding protein 34. The transcript has 6 exons. NCBI's taxonomy places the organism in Eukaryota, Metazoa, Arthropoda, Insecta, Orthoptera, Acrididae. Bases 149 to 1405 code for a protein of 418 amino acids. Gene Ontology annotation, molecular function: RNA binding. The record is from RefSeq and is a predicted model, not a curated record.
GUACACCUUCCCUUGAGUACCGUCAAAGAGAUUAUUUGAGUAGAAAAUUUCAGUGUAUGAGAAACCAAACGCAAUUGUUUCCAGUUUCCAGCCUGUCUCAACUGCGCAUGCGCAACUUCGCGAUAGUUUCGAUCGUUGUUGAUGUAACAUGGCUUAUGAAGUUGGCAGUUUAUCAAGUCUAAUUUCUGGAAUAAAAGAAAAUAGAAAUAAAAAGAUUAUUUUUCAAAAGAAAAUUAUAAAACAACAGCAGUUUCCAUUAACUGAGAAAACAUCACAAAACAAAAGCAAAACAUCCAGCUAUGAAAAUAUUAAAAUAAAGUCAAAAGUACACAGAACAGAAAAUAGUACUGCAGAAAUAUCAGAUGCAGAUGCUACAGAUCAUGUUAGUUUAACACCUGACCUUAAUGAUAGCGGAAAUGUGAGCAAUAAUGCCUUUAAUGCACUGAAACGUAUACGAUUAAAGCAGAAUAAUGGAAAACCUACCCGCGACACAGAGCAAGAAGAAAGAACAAUUUUUGUGAAAAACCUUCCACACACUUUAAAUAAAAAGAAGAUAAAGAAAAUCUUUAAAGAAUUUGGUGAAAUUGAAUCAAUAAGGUUAAGAUGUGCUGCUGUAGAGGACAUAAAAAUCUCAAAGAAAUUUGCUGUAAUCAAGAACAAAUUUCAUGCUGAGAGAUCAACUAUUUCAGCAUUUGUUCGCUUUAAACUUAAAGAAGAUGCAUUAUCUGCACUAGCUGCAAAUGGAACACUUGUUGAAGAUCAUCACAUCUUUGUGGAUGAAGCCUUGAACUCAAAUAAGCAUGAUCAAAAGAGAUCUGUUUUCUUAGGAAAUGUUCCAUUCUCAACUGAAGAAGAAGAAAUUUGGAGAAUAUUUGAGAAAUGUGGUAGGAUACUGGACAUCAGAAUUGUAAGAGACAUGAAAACUGGUAUUGGGAAAGGAUUUGCUUAUGUCACCUUUGAGAGUGCAGAUGCAGUGGAACUGGCAUUAAAUCUUCAUGGAACAUCACUCAAAGACAGGCCACUACGUGUAUCAAGAGUCAUUCGAAAGAAGAAAUUUGGAGUUAAUAACCGCAGUAACAAAAUGAACUGUCAUUCUGCCAGAAAAUCUGGACAAAAUCCUCAUUUCAAAGAUAUUGUCAGAAUGAAAGCUGCAAAGAGGAAGGAGCACAGCAGUAAAGAAAGUAACAUUCCAGACAGAAAAUUUUCUGAACAUACAUCAGAUAAAACAGUGAAACCAAAACAGAAAAGGUUGCCUUUCCAAGGGCAAAAGAGUCUUGAUAGGAAGCAGAAGAAAAAACAGAAAAUAAAUAAAACUGAACAGAAGAAAAAGAUUAUAGCCCUGAAAUUGAAGCAUAAGGCCAAAUCUGCAAAUGAGAAGACCAAGAAAAUAAAACAUUCUGUUUAGUAGUGUAGUUUCGUGUAUGUAAUGUAUAAUACUGAAUAAAGUUAUGCUACUGUCAGAAAAA